CUUGAAUGAUCGAUGUUUCUAUUCGGCGCUUUAAUUAAACAUUUGUUUUUCUUAAAUUUAUUAUUAAUUUUAGAAAGUGUGUUAAAAUAUGAUUGAAGAAGAGGAUACAGAAGUUAUAUUGGAGGGAGGAGAGCUUUAUAGAUAUUUGGAGUCACAAGGUACAACUAUCGAAGAUGUGUAUUCUUCUUCUUCUAAGCAAGCAGCUGAACCGAAAUUCUCAACUGAAAAUUUUUCAAAUGUAAAUUCUUUUGUACCUGAUGAAAUAUUAAAUAUUGUGAAUAUGAUACUUAAGAGUGAUUUGCUAUUAGAAGAAGAUGCUAGCUAUUUGUUUAAAAGGUUUUCAGAACUUUUGCCCCAAACUCAAAGGAGGAUACCAUAUAAAUUGAUAAUACCUGGAAUGAUAAUAGGAAUAUCUGCUUAUGGCUACUGGAAAUUUGGUUUAAGGAAAGUAUGUACCUCCAUCAUAGCAUGUAAUACUGUUUAUUUAUUUUCUGGAAUAAGUAAUCUAUUCAACCAUCUCAAGCAAAGAGAAAAAAUAAAACGAAUACUUUCCGACUUAAAACACAUUACAACUUAUAUAAGGAAAAACAUAAAAGUAGUUCAAGAGGAAGAUUCAUUAAUUUAUUCAAAAGAAAAAGUUCAACAGUUGAGGAAUGAUGUAAACGUGAUAAAUGAACACACACUGAGUAGGAAAAAACUUGAAAUUUUCAUAAUCUGUCAAAAAUUAAUUCAAAUUUUAAAGAAUUUAAUAUUGCUAUCAAGGAAUAUUACAUUGACUAUUCUAAAAAUGCAGGGACAGAAAUCAUUGGAAUGCAAUCUUUCCUAUAUUGCGUUAUAUUCAGAUGAACAACUAGGAAUAAACAAAUAUGGUGAAGAAGUUGACGAGGAGACUAAUGUUUUGCCAUAUAUUGAUGUUUUGAGAAAUGUUUACUUACUGAUCCAGUCUGAAACAUUAAGAGAAUUUGGAUUGUAUUCAUGUGGAUUAAAGAAUGCCAAAGAAAUAUUAUCACUGAAUGAUCUACUAAAUCAGUAUAGGUCUAAAUCAUCAGAAAUCUUAUUAGGACUAAAACAAAUUUAUAAUAAACAUUUUUAUCCAUCAUUUCUUCCAAAAAAAGUUAAAUCUGUUAAUAAAAAUAUGAAAUAUCUAGGUAAUAUAAUUAAUAUUAUUUCUUCUUCGUUAAAUAGUCUUUUAAUUGAUUCAAGAAAUUUGGAAAAUUUUAUUGAUGAAAAUACAGAUGAAAUUGAUCUUGAUUCCAGCCAGAAUAUUGGCUUAAAACUAUUAAAUAUGGAAAGAGAAGUAGCGUACUUAACACAGUAUAUUCAUACAUCAGCCCAACAAUUUUUGAAGAAAAAUAACUAUUUUAACCAAAAUUUAUCUCAAAUUUCCCCUAAAAGCGAAGAAAGAAUAAUAAAAACAGAAUGUAUGGUUGGUACAUCAGAUUUUUCUGUUAGUGGACAAGAUGAAGUAUUUCUAGGCCUAGUUGAAGGUAGUGAAAAUAUAAAAAAUGAUGACUAUAUUGCCGAAUAUGAAAAACCAGCUGGCCUUGGUAUUUUACUUAAUGAAUUGAAAUCCGCUUUAAUUACUAAACGUGAAGAAUUCGAACGGAGAGAAAUUAACGCUUUAAAAUCUCUUGAAGACAUCCAAAAUUAUAAAUUAUGCACUUCUGAGAGUAGUAAAAUUUGUGUUUCAAAAAUUGAAAGUAAUUCUAUCCAAAACAACAAAUCAUAUGCUUCUGGAAGUAGUAAAAUUUCUGUGAUACCAAAAACAGAAAGUAAUUCAACACAAUGUGCAUCUUCUUCAAAAUAUGAAUUUCCUGAAGAAGUUAGAAGUGCUAUUCCAUCAGAUAAAGACCUAGCAAUAAAAGCUAGUCAUUUUUUAAAAUCAUGGAACAAAAAUACUACUGGUGAAUGCUUUGGCGAUGAAAUUGAUGACGAUGAUGAUUAAGACCUGUUAAGGCCACUCACUAUUAGCCAUAAUUUAAGUGUGUCAAAUAGCGGAAAACAAUGUGCCAUCUAUUGGUCUCCAUAAUCCAGCAUAUGUCUAGCUAGACCAUGUAAAAGAAGUGGCCAGGAAGAGGCAGUAUGGAUGUCAGAGAUACCAACACAUGACACAAUGUUCAGAGAUGUCAGAAGGCAGUCCUUCGAUGGGAGAAUUCAACAUCAUCCUUCCACCAGCCAGAAUCUACAUUUAUCUAGUCAGUAUCUAUUAUUAACAAAUAGAUACUAUCUCAUUAAUCACAAUGUAUAUUUUGGUACCCUCAAUCAAUAACUGUUUAUUUCAUAUCUAUUUAAUGUUAACUUUAUUUUGUUCAUUUUACAAUCCACUUAAAAACCCCCUUCUGAUCAUAUUUAGCAUACAGGUUUGAUUCUCUCUAUUUCAGGAUUAGGGAAGGCCUGAUGCCCCAAACAAGACUUAAUUUUAUCUUCUAAAAUAAUUUAUUUAUAAUGAUUUAAUUUUCAAACUUCAUAUUGAGUUAACGUAUUUAUGUUAUAAUUUUAUAAUAGUAUAAUUAUAUAUGUUGGGAAUAUUUUAUUAAAUCAUAUAAUAUUUGUAAGAAAAUUACUUAAUUACUUAGACUGUGAUAACACCUGUGAAUUAUAAGACUAUACCAGUGAUAUACAUUUUUUUAUACAUAAGAAAUAAACAUUUUUUUUUUUAUUUUUUAUUAU
This is a messenger RNA of Nezara viridula (southern green stink bug), 2670 nucleotides long. Lineage: Eukaryota; Metazoa; Arthropoda; Insecta; Hemiptera; Pentatomidae. The record is from the annotation of a GenBank genome assembly.